Cynocephalus volans (Philippine flying lemur) is the source of this 2313-nucleotide messenger RNA. RefSeq names its product myoneurin (gene MYNN). Gene Ontology annotation, cellular component: nucleus. Bases 386 to 2215 code for a protein of 609 amino acids. The transcript is spliced from 8 exons. Gene Ontology annotation, molecular function: RNA polymerase II cis-regulatory region sequence-specific DNA binding; DNA-binding transcription factor activity, RNA polymerase II-specific; protein binding. Gene Ontology annotation, biological process: regulation of transcription by RNA polymerase II. The record is from RefSeq and is a predicted model, not a curated record. NCBI's taxonomy places the organism in Eukaryota, Metazoa, Chordata, Mammalia, Dermoptera, Cynocephalidae.
GCCUCGGCCCAGAACCCGGGCCUGGGGCCAAUGCUGUCGGCCUUCCAGAACGCUCAGAAUGAGGAGGACAGGCGUAGCGCUGUGAGUGAGCCCCAAGGUCUCGUAUCCAUGGCGCCCGCAAUUGCGGGGACCCUGGCGUGCUGAGGAGUGGGCUCUCUGCGGGCCAGCCCCUCGGGCCCUGGCCGAUGUCAGACCUCCAAGGUCCGGGAGUCUCCUGUGUUGCCAAGGCCGACAGAGCCGGACGUGACGCCGCUGUGGAGGGAGAAGGGAGAGGCGGGGCGGGGCGCGGUGACGUCCUUCCAAGAUGGCGGAGAGAGAGUGAAGAAUCUGUGUUUCCCCCUUGGGUUGCUAUCGAUCAAGGGUAAAAUUCCAUUCUGAAAUCAAAAUGCAGUAUUCGCACCACUGUGAGCACCUUUUAGAGAGACUGAACAAACAACGAGAAGCAGGUUUUCUUUGUGACUGCACCAUAGUGAUUGGGGAAUUCCAGUUUAAAGCUCACAGGAACGUGCUCGCCUCCUUUAGUGAGUAUUUUGGUGCGAUCUACAGAAGCACAUCUGAGAACAAUGUCUUUCUUGAUCAGAGUCAGGUGAAGGCUGAUGGAUUUCAGAAACUGUUGGAGUUUAUAUACACAGGAACUUUAAAUCUCGACAGUUGGAAUGUUAAAGAAAUUCAUCAGGCUGCUGACUAUCUCAAAGUGGAAGAGGUGGUCACUAAAUGUAAAAUAAAGAUGGAAGAUUUUGCUUUUAUUGCUAAUCCCUCUUCUACAGAGAUAUCUAGUAUUACUGGAAACAUUGAAUUGAAUCAACAGACUUGUCUUCUUACUCUACGCGAUUAUAAUAAUCGGGAGAAAUCAGAAAUAUCUACAGAUUUAGCUCAGGCAAAUCCUAAACAAGGGCCUUUAGCAAAGAAAUCAUCUCAAACUAAAAAGAAGAAGGCUUUCAACUCUCAGAAAACAGGACAGAAUAAAACAGUGCAAUAUCCCAGUGACAUUUUAGAGAAUGCAUCAGUUGAAUUAUUCCUAGAUGCAAAUAAGUUAUCCACACCCGUAGUAGAACAAGUUCCACAAAGAAAUGAUAAUUCAGAACUCGAGUUGACGUCAGUUGUGGAAAAUACUUUUCCAACACAAGAUAUUGUGCAAACUGUUGCAGUGAAACGGAAACGUGGAAAAUCACAGACAAAUUGUGCUCUCAAAGAACACUCUAUGUCUAAUAUAGCCAGUGUCAAGAAUCCUUAUGAGCUGGACACCUCUAGGGAAGAACUGGAUCAGAGGUAUUCCAAGGCCAAGCCAAUGUGUAACACGUGUGGGAAAGUGUUUUCAGAAGCCAGCAGCUUGAGAAGGCACAUGAGAAUACAUAAAGGAGUCAAACCUUAUGUCUGCCACUUGUGUGGAAAGGCAUUUACCCAGUGUAACCAGCUGAAAACGCAUGUAAGAACUCACACAGGUGAGAAGCCAUACAAAUGUGAACUGUGUGAUAAAGGAUUUGCUCAAAAAUGCCAGCUAGUCUUCCAUAGUCGCAUGCACCAUGGUGAGGAAAAACCUUAUAAAUGUGAUGUAUGCAAUUUACAAUUUGCAACUUCUAGCAAUCUCAAGAUUCAUGCAAGGAAGCAUAGUGGAGAGAAGCCAUAUGUCUGUGAUAGGUGUGGACAGAGAUUUGCCCAAGCCAGCACACUGACCUAUCAUGUCCGCAGGCAUACUGGAGAAAAGCCUUAUGUGUGUGACACCUGUGGGAAGGCAUUUGCUGUCUCUAGUUCUCUUAUCACUCAUUCUCGAAAACAUACAGGUGAAAAACCAUACAUAUGUGGUAUUUGUGGGAAAAGUUUUAUUUCCUCAGGAGAGCUCAACAAACACUUUCGGUCCCAUACAGGAGAAAGACCAUUUAUCUGUGAAUUAUGUGGAAAUUCUUAUACAGAUAUUAAAAAUUUAAAGAAGCACAAAACGAAAGUUCAUUCUGGUACAGAUAAAACUUUAGAUUCCAAUGUAGAAGAUCAUACUUUGAGUGAGCAAGAUUCCAUACAAAAAAGUCCUUUAUCAGAAACUAUGGAUGUGAAGCCUUCUGAUAUGACUUUACCACUAGCUCUUCCACUUGGGACUGAGGACCAUCACAUGCUUCUGCCUGUCACAGAUAAUCAGUCUCCCACGUCAGAUACAUUGUUGAGGUCAACUGUGAAUGGGUAUUCAGAACCACAGUUGAUUUUUUUACAACAAUUAUACUGACUUUUUGAGGAAGACGGAAUUGUUAAGACAUCUCUGGUAGUAAACAUAAACAUCUCUGGUAAAGUGCAUAUAUUCAUAUUAAAUUCCCAUUCAUUUGA